Colias croceus (clouded yellow) is the source of this 1760-nucleotide messenger RNA. RefSeq names its product fibroin heavy chain-like. Bases 33 to 1760 code for a protein of 575 amino acids. The record is from RefSeq and is a predicted model, not a curated record. The transcript is spliced from 3 exons. Lineage: Eukaryota; Metazoa; Arthropoda; Insecta; Lepidoptera; Pieridae.
GUGAUAACAUCGAACAAAAAAUAUUUAGAACGAUGAAGAAAAUAAUGUUAUGCGUUUUGGUUUGUAUAGCGAUGAUUGAAGCUAAACCAUUCUUUUGGAAGAAGUUCUGUUGUAAACCUAAAUUGGGGUUAAGUAGGGGAUUCUUUUAUCGGCCUCAGUUCAGACCUGCUUACGGCGCUGGAUUCCAAAUCGGUGGAGGCUAUGAAAACGGGAUAGGAUUGGAAAACGUUGUCGCUGUAUUUCCCUCCGUUCCCGUUCCGAUCGGCGGCGGGAUCGGCCCUGUAGUGGGAGGCGGUUUCUGCCCCCCACCCUGUCCACAAAUAAACAUGGGUAUAAAUAAUGGCCUUGGACCUGCACCUGGUAUGGGUAUGAAUCCUGGUAUAGACCAAGGAUUUGGAAUGAACGUAAACACUGGAAUAGACCAAGGAUUUGAAAUGUCCGUGAACGGUGGAAUAGACCAAGGAUUUGGAAUAGAUGUAAAUAGUGGAAUAGGACAAGGAAUGAAUGUUAAUUACGGAGCUGGACCCGCACCUGGCAUGAACAUUAAUUGUGGAAUUCCCCCUACACCUGGAAUGGACGUUAAUUAUGGAAUAGUUCCUGGAUCUGGAAUGGAUAUCAAUAACGGUUUUGGUCCUGGACCUGGCAUGGAUGUUAAUACUGGCCUUUGUCCUGAAAAAGAUAAUGCGAGUAAGGGCCCUGCAACUGGAACGACUGGUAAUAAUGGAUUGAAUCGACCUUCGACAAUUUAUAAUAACAAUGGAGCACCUGGUGCUGGAGCGGGUGUUAACGCUGGCUUACGUCCUAAUGCUGGCGCGGGUGUUAAUAAUAAUAAUGGAAAUGCACCUAAUGUUGGAAUGCAUCCUAAUGCAGGCAUGGGUGUUAAUAAUAAUAAUGUAAAUGUACCUAAUGUUGGAAUGCGACCUAAUAGCGGAAUGGGUAUAAAUACUGGCUUUGGAGCUAAUAAUAAUAAUGGAAAUGCGCCUCAAAAUGCUGGUAUGGGUGUUAAUAACAAUAAUGGAUAUGCACCUAAUGCUGGAAUAGGUGUUGGUGCCGGCAUAGGAGUUAAUAGUAAUCAUGGAAAUUCACCUAAUGCUGGAAUAGGUUUUGGAGCUGGCAUAGGAGUUAAUAGUAAUAAUGGAAAGUUACCGAAUGCUGGAAUAAGUGUUGGCGCUGGCUUAGGAGUUAAUAAUAAUAAUGGAAAUGCACCUAAUGGCGGAAUAGGUUUUGAUGCUGGCUUGGGUGUUAUUGCUAAUAAUGGAAAUGCACCUCAUAACGCUGGAGUGGGUGUCAGCGCUGGAAUCGGACAUGGUAUCGGACUUGGCGUCAAUGCUGGAAUCGGUCAUGGUAUUGGAAUAGGUGCCAAUGCUGGAAUAAAUACCAACGGUGGAGCCGCUCCUGGCGCCGGAUCGGGCGUCAAUAGUGGCGCGCCUACAGACAAUAGUGGACCAGCCCUUACACCAUUCUCUUCUGGUGCGGCAUCUGGAUAUCAGCAGGGCAGUUCAGGAGCGAGCGGCCACGCAGAACAGGCAGCUCAUGCCGCGGGAGCUGCUGGAUGCAACAAUGUUGGAGCACAUCACAACCAAGUUACAUCUAUCCAUCAAGAAGAGAGCAGCUCGAGUCACGAUGUAGGAGCCGGAGUUGCCGGCGCGGCAACUGGCUCCGGGGCCGCCUCCUCCGCCGGUUUUUCCGCAGGCUUGUCCGCUGGUGGCUCCUCCAACCAAGCCGGAGGUGCAGCUCACCUUGCGGCUGGAAUCCACUGA